Molecule: messenger RNA, 1432 nt
Organism: Aspergillus candidus
Lineage: Eukaryota; Fungi; Ascomycota; Eurotiomycetes; Eurotiales; Aspergillaceae
Product: dihydrodipicolinate synthase family protein
Exons: 1
Coding region: 503-1432 (309 amino acids)
Molecular function (GO): 4-hydroxy-tetrahydrodipicolinate synthase activity
Source: RefSeq, a predicted model, not a curated record
CCCUUCUAUCCCCUUAUGGCCUGGAUCAACUAUCAAGGCGGAUAGAACUCCAAUGACCCCAAUAUAACCAUCAAUCCAAUCCAGCUUCAACCCUCACUUCGACUUCAACUUCGGCUUCACUCUGGCCAGAUGGACCAUCUAAUAUUCUGCCUAUUAUUGGCCUUCCCAAUCCAGCAGAACGUGGGGGUUCAGAAAUGUCCAUCGGAGCAACUCCUCACACUGUGGGGUACGUGGGGGUAAAACAAAUCGUGGGCUAUCAUAGGCAGGUCAAACAGCUUUAACUGGACUAUUCAUAUCAACCCAUGAAUCCAUUGAUAUCCAUGGAAUAGGACUCUGUCUCCAGUCGGGCUCCGCAUUUCCCUCCGGUCCUUCACAGGGGAUCCUGUUGCUGAUUUAAACCCCGGUUUCCCCUCAAUUGUCGACGCUACUACGUUCAUUCUCCCCUCAUCUACUCAACCCAUAUACACUCCAUUCUAUACUCCCUUGUAACCCAGCUUUCGAGAUGUCUUCCCCUACUCGACGUCUCAUUCGUGGCAUCUACGUCCCCACCGUCGCCUUCUUUGACGGUCCAGAUGAGGAUGUGGACAUCCCCACCACCGAGAAGCACGCCGCCUACCUCGCCCAGUCAGGCGUCGCGGGGUUAGUCGUGCAAGGCAGCAACGGCGAGGCCGUGCAUCUAGAUCGCGAGGAGCGCAACGCCAUCACAGCAGCCACGCGCCGCGCCCUCGACGCUCAUAAUCCCACGAUGCCACUGAUCGUCGGCACGGGCGCCGCCUCGACGCGCGAGACCAUCCGCCUGUGCAAGGACGCCGCCGAGGCCGGCGGCGACUACACGCUGGUGCUGCCCCCCAGCUACUACAAGGGGCUGGUCUCGACGGAGGCAAUGCUCGACCACUUCCGGGCGGUCGCCGACGCCUCGCCCAUCCCGCUGCUCAUCUACAACUUCCCGGGGGCAUCGUCGGGGCUGGACCUCAGCUCGGACGACAUCCUCGCGCUGGCGCAGCACCCCAACAUCGUGGGCGUCAAGUUGACCUGCGGCAACACGGGCAAGCUGGCGCGCAUCGCCGCUCAGGCACCUCAGGAUUUCUUGACGUUCGGCGGGUCCGCCGACUUCACGCUGCCGGCGCUCAUCGUGGGCGGCGCGGGCAUCAUCGGCGGCAUCGCCAACCUCAUCCCGCGGUCGUGCGUGCAGGUCAUGGCACUGCACCUGAAAGGAGAGGUAUUCGAGUCGCAGCGGGCGCAGGCGGUGGUGGCCCGCGCCGACUGGCUGGCCAUUAAGGGAGGGUUCGUGGCGGUUAAAAGUGCGCUGCAGAGCUAUCGGGGAUAUGGAGCGCAGCCGCGACGACCGUGUGUACCAUUGCCAUCUACGGAGGCGGAAGCCUUGGAGGGAGCAUUUAAAGAAGCGAUGGAUCUGGAGAGCAGCUUGGUAUAG